AUGAAUACGUCCACGCAAUACAGUAUGCGUUGGGAUGACUUUUCGUCUCAUUUCACGAACGAAUUUGUGUCUCUACGGAAUGAUGAACAAUUCGUCGAUGUAACAUUGUGUUGCGACGAUCAAUUCAUCAAAGCUCACAAAGUUAUUUUAUCAGCGUGCAGCCCUUAUUUUAAAAAAAUACUCAUGAUGAAUCCAUCAAAACAUGUCACAGUUAUAAUGCACAACGUGGAAUAUGAACUCAUGAAGACCUUGGUUGACUUUAUGUACUUGGGAGAAGUGCUCGUAAAUCAAAAUAAUGUUGAUAGGUUUUUUAAAUUAGCCAAAACAUUUAACAUAAAAGGAUUUCAAAACGGAUUCAACAAAAAUGAAACAUCAAUUUUGCCUUCAAUAUGUGAAAAUGUUGAGCAAGAUGUGCCAAAAAACGAUGUUAUUGAUUCAAUGGAUAACCAUGAUGAUGGAUUAUUUGCUAAUCAACUAGAUCAACUCAAUCAACUUGUGAAUCCCAAUGAAAUAAUUAAACGAAGGAAAAUAGAAACAAAUUAUUGGCAACAAUCUACUGAAACAACUUCAUCAACACAACCUGAAAAACAGAGGUGUCAUUCAUUGGAUCCACGACCAUGUCCAGAGUGUGGGCGUCAAUAUAGCAGUUUAUCUAACUUAAGGCAACACAUUGAAUUAAUUCAUAAACCUGGUUGUGUUGUCUGUCCUUUAUGUGGUAAAACAUUCAAAAAUAAGCUUUACCUACGGCGGCAUUUUAUUAGUUUUCAUGAAAUGUUACCAUCCAAAGUACAAAAUACAUCUGACCCAGGUACACCUUACACUUCAAAUUCAUUACACUAUCCAUCUGAUCAAAACCAACAGAGAAUACAAAUAAAAGAACAGUCAAAUAGCCAACAAUUAAGUUCCACUUGUUUUGAUCAAAGUAUACAUCCCCGUUAA
Messenger RNA from Macrosiphum euphorbiae (potato aphid), 939 nucleotides. The record is from the annotation of a GenBank genome assembly. Lineage: Eukaryota; Metazoa; Arthropoda; Insecta; Hemiptera; Aphididae.